AUGGAAACGGAAAGUAUCUUGCCGUUACCUCGAACUCAUAUCAUCGGUAGUACUCAGCGUGUUCUCGUUGGUUGGAUAACUGAUUUAAACGAUUUUUACUUACAUCCAGAACUUUUUCGUGAAAAAUUAACCUCUCUCGAUGAAGAACUUUUAUUGACAUAUAACCAAUCGCAAAAACCGGAAGAUAAUACUCCAUUAACAGUCGGUGAUUAUUGUGCUUGUCCUUCAGAAGAUGAAAGUUGGUACCGAGGAGAAAUAUGUCAAAUAGAACCGAACAAUUUAGCAACUGUAUUUUUUAUUGAUUACGGAAACAUUCAACGUAUACAAAUCACCUAUCUGCGAAAACUUCAGAAAAAAUUUUAUGGAUUACAUCGUUUAGCGUUUCGUUGUUCGUUAUCCAAUUUAACAAAACCAAUCGAUGGAUGGCCACCAAAUAUAGUUAAUGAAUUCCGUGAUCGUUUGAACACAACAUUUUUGUUUUGUAAAGUCGUUUCUUAUAACGAAGUACGCGAUAUAUUCGAAGUCGAACUCUGUGAAAAGGGAGCUACAAAACCGAUAAACAAAGAUUUUGAGCAAUUUCAGAUGUUUCAUCAAAAGCAACAACAACAAGAUGACAGACAAAAAUCACAGCUACAAGCUCGUGUAGGGUCAUCUUUCUGUAAUACGAUGCCAAUACAUAAAUUUAUACCUAUGGAUAUUUUGGAUAAAACGUAUCUACACCAAGUUCAUAUUUUAUAUUAUAUAAAUCCGUGUCAGUUUUAUGUUUACUUGCCUCUAAAAGUACACGAAUACGCAGAAUUUCAAAUUAAAUUGCAAGAGGUAAUGAAAAAUUUACAAGAAAGUUUUCCGCAAACCAGUCAUGUAGCAAUUAAUCAAUUAUAUCAACCAGUUGUAGCUCAGGAUAAUCAUAGAAUUUGGCAUCGUGCAAUUGUUAUAGAUGCAGAAACAAGUCCGACUGACAUCUGUAUUUAUUUUGUUGAUGUUGGACAACAACAGUAUGUCUCACGUGAAAAUAUCAGACCGUUACCAAAUGAUCUUUCUCAACAACCUGCAUUUGCUAUACCUUGUCGUUUAUUUGAUAUUUGCCCUUUGAAUGGAACAGACAGAUCGCAAUGGUCACUGGAUGAUCCAUUACACGAAGAAUUUAAUCAGUUAAUGUCACAUUCUGCCAAUGCUAAAAUUAGAACUGUUCAAGAUAAAAUCUGUUAUGAAAUUGAUAUUGAAAUACCAAAAUUAGGAGAUCUAGCCACGUAUCUCGUUGCUAAAAAUUUAGCCUCCAGAAUAUCCAUGCGUUCACAGCAACAAUCAUCAUUUGCUGGUACUGGUCUUAGUUCACAAACAGUUUCCAGUAUUCAACAACAACUACCACCAGCAACAUCAUAUUUUUCUCGUACAUUAUCGCAAACUUUUGAUCAAUCACGUCAAACACAGCAGCAACCGCCACCGCAAUCGUCACAGCAGCGAAACAUCGAAGUAGCGCAUCAGCAAGACCGAUGGCCACAACAACAGAUGCAAAAUUUUAAUAUUGCAAUUGAAUUUUAUGCUUGUUCCGAACGCCGAUCAAAAGAAUUAGAAGCAUUCUCUUUUGAAUUGGAACAAAUUUACAAUAGUCAGAAUGUGGAUUUCUCAUUAAACAUGUCAUUAUAUUUGGAAGGUACAGUGUGUGCUAUUCAACAUGGUAGUCAUUUCGAACGUGUUGUUAUCAAACGUCGUGAAGGUGAAUCACGUGUACUUGUUCAAUGUUUCGAUCGUGGCGAAGAACUUGUUGUUGAUACAUCAGAGUUAUUAGCAAUUGCAGAACCAUAUUCUAGUGUACCACAAUUUGCACAACCAUUUCGAUUACGCGGUUAUGAUGAAUCAAAAGUAAAUGUAAAUCUGACGAGAAAAUUGAAAAAAAUGAUAUUAAAUCAACGUGUAAAUAUCGUUAAAUAUCCACCGAUGAUAAACAAUUUUUAUCCAGUGGAAGUUACAUUGCAAGAUUCCCAAUCAGUGAAUCAGUUGUUGUUAUCAAGCGAUCCACUUCCUUCGCCCAGAAUACCAAUGCAGCCGGGUGUACAGCAACAACAAAGUACAGAUUAUGACCUUUUACCACCAAAUGCGACAGUACCUGUGUUAGGUAAUCCACAGAAUUAUACAGGGCAUGAAUUUUCAAAUGAGGAACAACUAGAGAGAAUUGUAGAUGUAAUAGCAUCACCAUCAUCAUGUGAUGAAUAUUAUGAACGGACUGCAAAAUGGAGUGAUGAUCAUUACCAGCCGUACCAUUGGCAGCGUCAGCAACAACAACAAGCUGAUAAAACUGCACAACAACCUGGUAUAAAUCGUGAAAAUGAUAAUUCUACACCUAUGUCAACUACAGGACAACGUCAAUUAGGGCGCUUUAAUGCUGGACCAACGAGUCGUAAUGAGCAAAAUCAAGUACAAACACAGCAGUCUAUAAAAUUAGAUGAAUUAAAUUGUCUUCCACAACAACUGAACAGUGCACAACAAAAACCACCACAUUGGUCAAUAACACGUGAUAAGAGUAAUAAUCCAUCUACAAUACCUUCGGCAGUCUCUACACAAACGUUUCAAAAUCGUACAGUCUAUAAUCAGCAUGAUGCUGGGCAACAAUCAGCGUUAUUCUCGAAUGCUAGAAAUCAAGUUAAUAAUGUAAUAUCAACAAAAACAAAUGAAGAUGAGAAAUGGGAUGUUGAUACCAGAACAUCCCGUUCUGGCUUACGUAAUGAGACAACAACGCAGAGAGACGGCGGUCAAUCGGGAUUUAAAAAUAGUUUUAAUAGUAGAAAUAAUAAUGAUGAAAGACAGCAUGAAUCAGGUAGAGGAAGUUUUGGCAAUCGUGGUGGUUUUGAUCGGGGUGAUCGGGGACAAAGUGGAUUUAAUGAUCGUAGUAGCCGCGGAGGAUUCCAAAAUCGAUAUAAUCGUGAUGGCGAUGGCAAUGAGGGUGAAUCAACAAGUGUCGAUACCUAUCGUGGAAGUCGAGGAAGACUUAACAGUAGCGAUCGAGGAAAUCGUGGAAGUUACAAUAGCUCUCGGUCGUGGAAUGAUGACAGUGGAAAUAAAGAAGCCGAUGGUGGAGACGAAGGUGGAAAUAAUCGUCAUGGUGGAUUUACUAGUAGAGGUCGUCAAAAUUCUUUUGAGAGUCGAAGUCGAGGCAGUGGAGAUAAUGAAAGUGAAUUCACUGGCAUUGGAUUUCGUAAUACUCGCGGCUUUAACAAUGGUGAUCGAGGAUAUCGUGGAGGACGUGGUAGCUACGAAAAUCGUGAAGGUCGUGGUGGUUUUUCUGAUCGAGGAAAUUUUGGAGGUCGUGGCAGUCGUGAUUUUGAGCGUCGAGGACGUGGCGGUGGUGGAAAUACUUGGCAAAAUCAGAAAGACGGUGAGGGAGGACAAACAAGAUUUAGUGGUUGGAAACAAAAACCAUCAUCUGAUGACAGCACAACUGUAAAAGCAACUAAUUGGGAUGAUGAAUGUACAGAAAGAUUUGAAGUUGGUGAACGUUUUGACGAUUAUAUUUUACCAACCACGGAAAUCAAAUUUGUUAUUAGCCAUAUUGACACACCGAUUCAAUUUUUUAUUCAAAUGUUAGAAAAAUCCGAAGAAAUAAGUCAACUAAGUGAUGCAUUACAAAAAGAAUUUAAGGAUGCACCAUUGGUUAAUGCCAUGUCACUUAAAGCUGGACAAGUUUGUUUAUCAAAACAUACAGACAGUUGUUGGUAUAGAGCUUUGGUAUUAUCAAUAAAUGGAAAUAAAGCUCGUGUUAGAUAUAUUGAUUUUGGCAAUUGUAACGAUGUUGAUACGAAAAGUAUACGUCAAUUAGCAAAAAAACGUACAUCGCCCGCUCCAUUUGCUUAUCCAUGUUUGCUGAAAGAUACUCAAGCUGAGAAAAAUGUUGAUCUCAAUAUCAUUAUCAGUAAAGUUGAUGGUAAAGAAUUUCCAGGAACAAUUGAAUCACGAUUGAAUGAAAAUUUCAUACUCGUCUGUGAAAAUCUUACGAAUCUGUUGGAAAAUUUAAAAUUAAUCAAGUAUGUACAUCCUAGAAUUUUUUUUUUCUAGAAUAUAUAUUUUAUAUAAUAUAAACAUAAAAUAAUACAUUGGAAUAAUCAUCUAGAAUAAUAAAUAGAAAAUAUAUUAUUAGGCGAAAAACAUCUAUGUAUCAUAUUUAAAUCGUCGUUUUUAAUAUUCUUUAGUGUUCUUUGUUUUGAAAUAUUCCACUGGAAAAUUUUAUCAUACAGACGAAAGUUUGAUAAGAAGAAAAUUUUUUUAUUUUGAAAUGCAUUUAGGCCAAGGGGGAAAAAGCGGACUCCUGGACUCCUAUGAACUCCUAUGGACUCCUGGACUCCCAUGGACUCCUGAAGUCCAGGAGUCCAAGAGCAAAGUGUCCUUUUUUGGGAAUCACUUCCCAAAAAAGAACAAAAGUGUCCAAUUUUUGGGAAGUGAUUCCCAAAAAAGAACACUUUGCUCUUGGACUCCUAGACUUCAGGAGUCCA
Molecule: messenger RNA, 4484 nt
Organism: Didymodactylos carnosus
Lineage: Eukaryota; Metazoa; Rotifera; Eurotatoria; Philodinida; Philodinidae
Source: the annotation of a GenBank genome assembly